This is a messenger RNA of Penicillium cataractarum, 696 nucleotides long. Its product is annotated as RraA family protein. The transcript has a single exon. NCBI's taxonomy places the organism in Eukaryota, Fungi, Ascomycota, Eurotiomycetes, Eurotiales, Aspergillaceae. The record is from RefSeq and is a predicted model, not a curated record. Bases 1 to 696 code for a protein of 231 amino acids.
AUGAGUGACCUCAGCACUUUAGACCGACUUUCUACGCUCGAUACCAAUUCAGUCUCUGAUGCAUUGGACUUUUUGAAAGUAAAAGGAGCCACGUACGGCCUUCGACCACUUUGGGACUGCCCAAAGGUUGUUGGACGAGCCAGCACAGUGAAAGUGGACCGCAAAUCCGAUUCAAACACUACGGCUCACCCUUUCAGUUCGGUUAUAGAUGCGGUUACGACAGAUGACCGUAUCCUCAUUAUCUCCGGUGGCAUUGAGGGAGUCUCGUGUUGGGGAGAUAUCAUUGCCAAUGCCUCAAAACUAAAGGGUAUUCGCGGAACUGUUAUUGAUGGCAUGUGUCGUGAUAUUGACGGCAGCCGUGAGGCCAGCUAUCCAGUCUACGGCCGCGGCGUGACUAUGAUUAGUGGUCGCAAUAGAUUAGUGCAAAUUGAGUCUGGCACAGCGAUCCAGAUACAAGGUGUCAUCGUCUGCCAAGAUGACUAUGUGAUUGCGGAUAACUGUGGCACAGUUUUCAUUCCAGCCAAAUUCAUUGAGGACGUCUUGAAACUAGCCGAGAAGAUAGCCAAACGCGAGAGCCUCAUGAUCGAGGAGAUUCGAGCUGGUAAGCUGGUUUCUGAGGUCAUGGACGAUGCGCGAUUUGAAGCUAUGCGAGAUGAGAUCUCUGCAGUGGCAGCAGCAGCUACGGCACAAGUCUGA